AUGAAUGCAGAGGAAGGGGACAUGACUGGAGAGCCUGAAGACGACAAAGAUGAGAUCGAUCGUCAUGACGACGGAAGUAAAUCUCAGUCACCAUUUGGCGGCCAUCGUCAUGGAAGAUCUGUGGAGAACCAACCAGAGCAUCCUGUGUGGAUGCAACAUUUUAAGGAGAAGUUUCACAAUAUGACUGGAAAGUUUGAUAAAUACAAGAAUAUAUUGUCUAAAGCAGCUAAGUCAUUCCUGCCUCAAUUUGAUAUUAAUGACAAGCCCCUGACAGAACUUAAGCAUUUGUUAGCUGGUUCACCAUUGAUACAGCAGUUAGAUGACAUUGUUAAAGAAGUAGCACAGAAACUAAGAACAGAACCAUUGAUGUAUCCUGAUGGGAUGCCAUUACAUCAAAUCAGACGUAAACUAAAGAAAGCUCAUACUACAGUGACAGGAGAUAGACUUUCUAUGAUUGACAAGUUACUGGAAAUGGCUGUGCAUGAAUGUGGAAGUUUUGAAAAGGCCAUAAUAGCAGGGUAUGGCCAUUACUGUGAAGCCCAUGAAGAUUGCCAUGGUAUUACGUGUGGAAUGGUCUUCAGGGAUGGAUUUGAAAGGGCUUUGGUCAAGGUGGACGUUAGACUCGACAGCUGUUCUAAUCAGAUUCAUGUCACCAUAAAGGAUCAAAUGACAAACUUUACACUAACUUCACAGAAACAGAUCAUGGUAGUUGAUUUAUCUAAGACAGAGGACAGAGAGUUAGUGUUUGAUAUUAGAAUUGACUCGUCAAAUGACACAGUAAAUGUUACAUUAUCUGGAGCAGUGUGUUCAACAACUCAUUACUCAUGCUUUGAAGAUGUAGAACUUCUGAGAGAUUUACCUAUUGAUACUAAUAAUACUGUGUGUUACAACAAACAAGCACGAGAUCCAUUUGAAGACAGAGUUUAUUCCUUGACCUUACCUGACCUUCUUGAAGAAGUAUCUGAGUUUGGUUUGGAUAUGACAAAGUGUCUAAUUCUUAUUAAUGAGAUUAGAAAUGCCACUUUGUAUGCAUUGAUGGAAUUGAGAGAGAAAGGUGACCAUGGGGAAGGUGAAUUUCCAGAGAAAGAAGAUUUUUGUUUUGAGGGAAGUUUCCCAUUGGCUGACUUAGAUAUGCAGAUUAUUAACCCUGGACCUGUGCCAACAUAUCCUAGUCCUCCUCCUGGUAUCACAUUCUUAUUCUUUGUAGGACCAAUACCAUUACAUUUAGCCUUUGGAGCGACAGCUAGAAUGGGAAUUGAUUUAAAACUAGAGAUGUGUAUUAUGAGUAUGAAAGCUAAAGCUGUUGUAACACCUCAUAUAGGUGCUGGUGUGUGGGGAGAACUUGCUGUAGAUAUUGGAUUUGCCUAUGGUGGAAUCAGACUGGAGGGGCACCUGUUAGAAACUAGAUUUCCAAUCACUGCAGAGUUUAAAUUUAACAAAUUCCCAAUAAAAAUAGGGUUCCGUCUUGAUCUAGAAAUUGUACCACUUGAGCUGAAACUUAAAGCAUUUGCUAAGUUACGACUAAUAUUUUUUUCUGUAACUGUAUUUGAUGCUUGUAUUUGGAAGUUCAAGCUGCCAACUUAUAGAAAAAACCUCUUCGACAAACCAUUUGAGAAAAGAGAUCCAAACAAACCAAGGAUAUCAGCUGCAGCAACCAAUCCUCGUCAGAGAAGGUCAAGUCCUGGUGGAUGUGAGGUCAAACAGCUGGAAGGUCGUGACGUAACAGACACAGCCUUUCUUUUAGAAGUGUCUGCUAAGUCUGAUGUCAGUGACAUUACAUUAUCUUAUGUUAUAGGAACACACAGAUCUGGUACAAAUGUCCAAGACUGGACAGGGAUGACUGGAAACUCUCUGACUGCCCCAGUCCAACUACAUAAGGAACAUUACGGAAUACCUCUAUACUGGACUGUCAAAGCUAAGAAUAGCCAAGGUGAUUCCAGUAUAACUGAGUGUAAUCUUAAAACAUUUGAUAACACUGUACCUGAUGGUAGAAUAGAUGAAUCAUAUCCCUAUACAAGUCAUACCAAGAAGAUCAGUGGUAAUGUUGUUGUUUUUGAUGAUUCUGAGUUAGUGAACACUCAUUCAGAGGCAGUUGGAUUUACUAAAAGUCAAGGUGGAUCAGGGUCAGAGGUCAUUCCAUGGCAAUCACUUGUUUUGAAAUCUACUACAGAACGUAAUGUAUCAAAGACUAAUUCCCCCCUCAAAUUCUUCACUAUUGGUAAAGAGGGGAAAUUAACUGCAGAGAAGAUUUCAAGUAGUAAAACUGAUCAUGUUGAGGAGUGUGCUCAGAAAUGUGUCAAUUUUGGCAGAAAAUGUGUUGCUUUUGACUAUGAACAUCAUUCAGAAACCUGUGACCUCCAUGCCACUGUGGAAGGGCCUAAUGCAGAGUUACGGAUCAGUGGAACAUACAAAAACUAUGAACGACUCGGAGUGGGUUAUAGCUCUUUUAUAGAACAUAAUUUAGAUUUACAACAUGGAAUGGUAUACAUCCUUAAUGCUGAGAUAACAAACAAACUUGGGUACAAAGGUUAUGUGUCAUCAGGUGGAACAAUGGUAGACCACACCCCUCCAGAGCCAGGAUCUGUGGGCAAGGCUACUUUUGAUCAGACAAAGUUUGAUGGAUGUAAGGCUGCAAUCACACAAAGAUGCAUUGACCUAACGUCUCUACCAAAUCAUAGAAAGAUAAUAGAUGGACCUGAAGGUUCCACAGUAUUCAAUGGACAUGAGGGUGGAGUAGAAACUCUAUACACACUGGCCAAUCAUUUUAUGUCAGCUAACUGGGAUGGCUUUAAUGACAAUGAGACGGGUAUCUUUGGAUAUACUUGGUCCGUUGGUACAACAGUUUGUGGAACAGAUAUUGCCACCUUCUCUGAUCCACAUGCUCACUUGUCUAGUCCUAAGUUCUGGACCAACACAGGAUAUGCCAGGAACCUACAUCUGCCUGAUGGUCCCUAUUAUGUCACAGUCCAAGCUAUUAACAAUGUGGUCCACGGUGGUGCCAUGAUAACAACAGUGUGUCACUCGACACCCAUCACGGUUGAUACUACACCACCCUUCUUUUCCAGAGGUGUGACAGAUGACGACAUUGUUUUUGACGAGGAUUUUAACUUGAUGGCUAUGUAUUUUGAUACAUUUGAUCCAGGAUCUAAGAUAAAGAACAUAGAUUUUGGUCUAGGACUAACAAAACAUGAUGUGGAUGUGAGAGGAUACUCCACAUUUGAUUACAAAGAGAACCAAACCUUUAUUGUAAUUGAUGAUUUAAACCUUGCCUCAGGAGAACCUGUCUGGAUUAGACUACGAUCAGUUAACAAUGUGGACCUGUUUACAACAGCUCACAGUGACAACCCUAUCUUGAUAGACAGAACCCAGCCAGUAGCUGGUCAUGUUUUAGAUGGAGACAUUAUGGAUGAAGACCUGAAGUAUCAGUCUGAUAGCAGUAAAGUUUGUGCUCAGUGGAAUGGGUUUUAUGAUCCUGAAUCAGGGUUAAUUGAAUACAGAUGGGGAGUAGGAACAACAGUUGGAAGAGAUGAUAUUGUACCGUUUAAAAAUAAAACAUUUUCCCGUGAUGUGAAGGAUUCCUGUGCUGACGUACAGUUACAACACAACAUGACAUAUUACUCCACUGUUAUAGCUAAAAAUAGUGCACUGAAUCCUAAAACUGUGAAGGGAUAUUCUAAUGGAGUACUUAUUGACACAACAGCACCUGUAAAAGGAUGGAUUGUGGAUGGAAAUAUUGGAAAGAAACAUGACAUGAACUUUUCUUCAGAGACAGCUGAGGUCUCCUCAAUGUGGGGUGGAUUUAGUGACCCAGAAAGUGGAAUUGUCUCCUACAACCUAGACGUUUAUAUAAACAAUAAACUCUCACAAACAUUUGACAAUGGUAUAAAGACAGAGUUUGUGGAUUACUCACUGAGUAUGAAACAUGGCGAUCAUAUUUAUGUCAAACUGACAGCUAAAAAUGGAGCUGAUAUUUCCAGCGUCAUGAGAUCAGAUGGUUUUACUAUUGACCAAACUCCACCCAUUGUUAAAUACCUGUAUGACACAGAAGAUGGAAAACAUUAUCAAAGUAAUGGCACACGCCUCAAUCUGAAGUGGGAGUUUGAAGAUCCUGAAUCUGGGAUGAAGGAAUAUCGCUAUUAUAUUGAAGACUUUCAUCAAGGUCAAGGACAAAAGUUUUAUCCAAAAGGACAAGAUUACAUCACACUUCCCAUAACUGAAAAAAAUAUUACGGCCACUGUAGUUCUCUCUAACUUAAAUCUCCUAAGUGGACACAAGUAUUCAGUGAAGGUUGUGGCCAUUAACCAUGCAGAUAUGCCAACCUCUCAGGAAUCGACAGGUGUUAUGAUAGAUACUACACCUCCUGUUCUGGAUAAGAUUCAUCUUGGACUUCAGACAGCUCCUCAGGAAAUUAGUGAUGAUAAACGCUUUAUUGAACAUGAUGAUCAGCAUAGCAUAACCUUGACCUGGAAGUCACAUGAUUUCCAAAGUAGCAUUAUUAAAAGUUAUGUAGCCAUUGGUUCCUAUUAUGGUGACACUUCUGUAACAAAAGGUUUCCUGGAAUUUGGAGCUGAACGUAAGGUUAUCCUGAAUGACCUAAAUCUUAAACCAGCUUCUGGAAAUGAUUCUGUAUAUUACUAUGUCCAGGUCAAAGUUGAAAAUGGUGCUGGAAUGUUCUCCGAAAUAAAGAACUUAUCAUUACCAAUUAAAGUUCUGAAGGAUAACAUCCCUGGUAAAGUUUUUGAUGGCAGGAAUGACCUUGAGGAUGUUGAUUUUACAAUUGACAGAACUUCGGUAGGAAUGUCAUUUGUUGGUUUUGAAAGUGAGCAAUGCAGCAUUGUAGGAUAUGAAUGGGCCAUUGGCAGUCAGCCAUUUUAUUAUGAUGUCCUUCCGUUCACUAGAUAUGGAAUAGUUCUAGUGAAUGAUACAUAUGGACGAGGUCAAAUCCACACAGAACUUUAUGAGGGAUCAACUUAUUAUGUAACAGUUAGGGCACAGACAGGGCAUCGGUGUAAAGAGGAAUAUAUCCUGUCAUGCUCCAAUGGUUUCUCAUUAGAUACUACUCCUCCUGACAUCAGAAUGAUCAGUUUUGGAGAGGAAAAGAUCAACCCAGAAACUAUCACAACAAGCUUGUAUCAAAAUAGAACAGAUUCACUUGAUUUCAGAUGGGAGUCUAAGGAUGCUUUCGGCAUUGUUAAGAACUGGUGGUCUAUUGGUUCUUUACCUGGGAAGCAUGACAUUCAUCAAGUUACCGUAACUAAGGACAAUUAUAUACCAGCAGGAUCAGUCUCAUUUAAACAUGGACAGACAUUCUUCCUGAAUACUGGUGCCAUAGAUAAAGCAGGGAACCAGAGAGUCGUAUCGUCUCCUUCCAUAACUGUUGAUACAACCAUACCAGAGAUCUUAGAUUUGAGAUGUACACAACAUAUAUCAGUUCUCAAGUCUCUUGUGGACUGUAAAUGGGAAAUGAUCAGGGAAUUUGAAAGUACCAUAAAGAAUUUCACUGUUGGAGUUGGAUCUGUAGAAACAAAGACAGACAUAUCUCUUUUCCACAAGCAGGACACAAAUAGACGUUCCUGGACAAGAGAUUUAUUAACCAGAAUUAAGAACAAUAACCUAACAGAAAUAUACAUCAUCUUCAAAUUAGAAAAUGUACUUGGAAUGGCUAAAACAUUACCAUAUAAGAUCAUAGUGGACAGAAGUAUACCCAUUGGUGGAAAAGUUGACAUUGUGACCAGUAUUGACUUGGAUGAACCAAUCAUGAAGCAGUAUUGUCAGAUCCCACUUAGCUUUAUUGAAUUUACAGUGAAUGGAUGGCAGGAUGAUGAAUCAGGCAUAGAGAGGUAUGAAGCAGCCAUUGGAGCAUAUGGAAGGACAACAAAUAUCCAAGAUUUCUCUUCAAUAAAUGGUAUAGACAAAGUUUUAAUCCCUUACUUAAAUAUGGAUGAUGGCAGUGAUGUUACAGUAACAGUUCGAGCAUUCAACAAAGCUGGAUUGUAUGGACAGAUGACCUCUGACCCUGUGAUUAUUAGCCUGGUACCUCAGCUAACUGUAAUUGAUGGAAACAGUCUUGAGGAUGAGGACUACCAGACGUCACUGAAUGUCAUUCAAGGUUAUUGGAAGUAUUCAGACAGAUGUAAGAUUAUAUCUGCGGAAUGGUCUGUCGAGGAUAUUGCUGGAAAUGUAUUACAGGAUUACCUCCCCUUGCCUGCAGCAGGAUCUCAUUUCUACUCUGAUGUCAUGAAUCUUACAAAUGGAAUAACUUACAUUAGUAUCAUUCGAACAGUCGAUGCACUUAAUAGGACAAGAAUUGCUAGGUCUGAUGGGAUAGCUGUAAAGAUAGAACCCCCUGUUCCAGGGACAGUCAGGGAUGGGGAGAGAGACGAUUUAACUUAUCAAGAAUCUAUACAUGAAUUACUUGUUAACUGGGAUCCCUUUGGAAAUGCCAAGUCUCAUGAUCCAACACAGAAAAUCAGAAAGUAUGAAGUAGCUAUAGGUACUGACAGAAGAUAUGCUAAAACCAGGAGCAAUGUACACUACUUUGUUGAUGUUGGACUGAACACCUCAUAUUCAUUCAAAAACAUGAACUUAACGGCCAAAACUGUAACAUAUUAUAUGACAGUAAGAGGCUACAGCAAUGCUGGCAGCUACCAGGAAGAAAGCUCUAAUGGGAUUAAAGUAGGCUACCAUGAUGAAAUAUUCCCUGGAUUGGUAGAGUAUAGUACAGUACAAUCAUACACUGAUAAACUAUACGUAUCCUGGAGUGGGUUCCAAGCUGAUAUGGGCAUUGAUCAAUUCAGAGUCGGUGUUUCUACAUUUAAACCAAUACAGUUGCCAAAUAUAACACUUAACUGUAAAGAGUAUGAUAAGUACAUUCCUGAAUUUGAUGUGGUUCCUCUCUAUGAUGUUGGAAUUGAUACCUUUACCGAAAUGAAGAAUUUGUCUUUAAUUCAUAGUCAUCAGUAUUAUGUUGCAGUAAUAGCCACAGACUCUACACACAGAUGUAUGGGAUCUUUUGGUCCAUCCCUAAUGAUAGAUGCCACACCCCCUUCAGCUGGAGAAUUAUAUCUGCCUGGUGGAGUUGGUCCAAAUGCUGCAUAUGUUUUUGAUCCAAAGAGACUGGGAAUAUCCUGGACUGAAUUUAAGGACCCAGAAAGUUCUGUACACAAGUAUGAAGUCAAACUGUAUUCUGGAACCACAUGUUAUGAUGAAGGAAAACUCCUAGAAGAUGGCAUUGGUAGUAGUUAUUCUGUUAUAAGAUCAACUGAUGUAACCAGUGACCUUCAAACUGAAUUCUACGAUUUAAAACUUAAUAGAGCAUUUACCUAUGUAAUAACUAUAAGAGCUAUCAAUGGAGCUGGAUUGACGACAACAGUCAGGUCCCCUCCAGUACGGUUAGAUACAACACCACCUGUUCCUGGGGCUGUCAAAAUGGGAACUGACUGGAAAUCUGACAUAACCUUCCAGUCUUCUACAGACAAGAUGGAGGGAAUGAUUGGGAUAGCUCAUACAGAGAAGGCAUCAAAAUGUCCGAGACAAGUUCAAGUCUUCCCAGAAUUCCAGUCAUCAGUGCAGAUAGAACCAAUAGGAUUAGACUUUCAUUCAGAAUGUAUAGUUCGUAAAGAUGACACAUUAUCCUUGUUCAUUCGCCACGAUGACCAGUUACAGCAUAUAAUAAAGGGUGGUGUAAAAUUAUCUUCUCAUAAGAUCCUAGAGGGUAACUAUAGUACCAUACUGAAAGCUGCAUCUGGGAACCAGAUGGUUACUAGUUGGUUCCUGGCUUCCAAUUUUGAUUCUGUGUUCUCUGACUUUGUUUUCAGUCUCCCAGAUAAUGAUAGCAAUGUGGAAAUGGAAGGUAUUGGAAACUCCUUAGCUGUCCCUAUACUGACCAGUACAACUAGAAGCAAGAUGUUUACUGCAGAGACUACUUACUCCACAGAUUUGAAGGCUGAUGAUGAGAUCAGCGACAAUACAACUGAUGAUGGAUUAGAUAAUACAACUGCAGCCUAUAAAACUGUAACAGGUUUCAUUACUUCAACAUUGAAUCCAGUAAUUGCUAACCAAAUUAAAACAACCAAAGGUCAUGGGAAUAUACAACUGAAUGGCUCAAAUGACCCUGGUACAGAACUUCUAGAUCAUUACGGAGUCGGCUUCCACAUUCCUGGUUACCAGUUUAAUGUGAAAUGGUAUGGUUUCAUAUGGAUAAGAGACAAGUAUAAAACAAUCACACGACAAGUUGAACUUAAAUUUGACCCCACUGUAACUUAUAACAACUUUAUUGUCAAUCUAGAAAAGGUCAUGACUCCUAUUACUACAACUUGGAGUAUUCAAGUGUUUCUGAAUGGAGAAACCAUUGUCCAGUUUAACGGAAUACAGUUUAAGGACUUUGGUGUCUCUGGACUUUAUACCUGGAAUAAAGAUAAUUAUUUUCCUCCGAUAGAAAACAUAAUGGAUCCUUUCAUUGGAGAAGCUGUUAUAACAAGUCUGAAAAUACCAUUGCCUAAAGUUGAUAGUAUGAAAUGUGUAUAUGGAGCAGCAUUUUAUGAUGGAGAAAGUCAAAUAAAGGAAUUGUGGGUAGGAAUAUCAGAUUCUACAAACAACACAGAUUCCAUUGCCCCAAUGACUUUGUAUAGUACAUUUUGUAUUCAGUGUCAAUCUGGUUGUAACAUCGGAUGUGAAAAGUCAUGUGCAGAAAAACGUACAGAAGAUUUUGAGAUAAUCAAUAUUGUUGUUAGAAACCUGUCACUUACACCUGCUACAGUGGAGAAGUCAAACUACAGUUCUGUAGACGACAAUCAAUUCAAUGCCACCACAUAUUAUUACAAUGUCAAGGCAGUUAAUUUUGCUGGACAAGAAACUCUGAUUCAUUCAAAGGGAAUUAUGGUGGAUACAACUCCUCCAGACUUGCAGUAUGUGAGAUGUGUGGAUCCUUCUAACUCUAUGGAAGAACCAACUACAUACCAGGGUACUAACAGUAGUAUGGGAGCUUACUGGGAAUGUAGUGAAGAUGUGGGAGACAUUGUGGAUUAUAUCAUACAAAUUGGAACAGAAACAGGUAAAUCUGACAUCAAGCCACCUGUUUCUGUUGGAUUCAGUAAGAAAAUCAAGAUAGAUGGACUGAGGGGUAAACUCCUGCAUGACCAUAUCUAUUUUCUCACUGUGACAGCUGUUAACUCAGCAGGCCUGACGUCCCAGGAUUCCUGUAAUGUUACCGUGGAGAUCAUACCACCAGAUGUUAGUAAUGUCACCCUGUCAUACAUGUACAGUGAUGAUGUUGUAGAUGAUACCAUAUUUACAGCAGAAGAACAUGAUAUUGGAUUAAAAUGGGAUGGAGGGAGAGAUGAUGUUGCAUUUUAUGAAUGGGAGAUAGGAUCUGAGCCAGGUACAGAUGAUGUCUUCCCCAGAAUUAUGGUUGGUAUCACAGAAUCAAAGAAAGCCUACAUCAGAGAUGGAAAACUUUGGAUUGAUGAGACUCCACUCAAUGCGUCAGUCGGAGAAUUUGCUAACACAACCUGGAAUAAUGAGACAAUGAAGGCUGCUAAAAUGAACACCUUCUUCAAUCUGGAGCCUGGUAAAUGUGUCUAUGUGACAUUGUAUGCUGUAGGAAGAUCUCAUCUGUCAUCGACUGUUUACUCUAGCCCAUUAUGUAUUAAACGCACAGGAGAUUCUCAUCUGGAACUAGGAUCUCCAGACAAAAGAAAACGUAAAAGUAGCAAGCUUCAUGGAGAAAUAAAAUUACAAGAUACUACAAGCAGAGUAUCUGCUGAUAUUAUUAUCAAAGGUUUAAAUGUGACCAUCUCGGCGGGAAUAUUAAAUAAGACAGAUGUGACAGCUGACUAUGGAACUGCAGCCUCUGCUAAAUAUACUAGAUAUCUUAUAGAUCCUCAUACUAGACAGAAUGAUACAUCUAGAUUUCUUAGAAAUAGACUGAAGCAGUAUGCUGGAUUGAUGUUUUACUUAUCACCAUCAAGUUCAGUAGAAAGCUUGACAGAAAUCAGUAUCAGUGUAACGUUUGACAGCAGUUUAUUUGAUACAAACACAGAAGUUCCUGUCCUGGUUUAUUGGGAUAAUUUUGACGAAUUAUGGAAGCACCCUACUGACACAUGUAAUGAUGUAGAAGAUAACACAGACUUUGUCAACAAAAUGUUCACUACACAGGCAUGUAAAGAAGUAUUCUCAAAGACAACAACUGGACCUUCAACAAGAAAGAAAAGAUCGGUACCCAGCAGUAUACCAUUACCUAGAAUGUGGUCAUUAAUGGUGAUGUCGAGGAGAGCACCAAACACACCACCUCACAUCACUACAUCAGAACUAUUUGUUAGUGAAGACAUGGAUGACAUCCAGGACAAGAAUGGACAGAGAGUAAUACAGUAUGAAGACAAUGAAUCAGAUGAUGUUGAAUUCACAAUUCUUCAGCCACCAUUCCAUGGACAUGCCAACAUGACACCGGAUGGGACACUUUAUUAUCUUCCAGAUAGUAAUUAUAAUGGAGUAGACUUUAUCAUUGUAAAAGUAGUAGAAACAGGACUAGUGCCACCAUUCCAUCCGCUAUCUGCUACCAGAAAUAUAACAAUUAACAUUGCUCCUAUAAAUGAUGCUCCAGUGCUUAUGCCGUUUGAAUCAGAUUUAAAAUUUGAAGAAGUAGAAAUUCCUGGCAAGGGUUUGAAAUCAGUUCAAAUUUUAUUGGAUGGAAAUGUUACAAAGAAGUAUGAAUUGGGACAUGUGACUUUCUUGGACGUUGAUUUUGUCGAUCCUUCAAUUAAUGAAAUAAACUACACAAUGAGAAUAAACAAUACUAUACUCACCAAUUUUUCCUUUGAACCAGUCCAGUUUCAUGGCUUACUUAAAAAGAAAUUAAAGCUGAGUUUUUCAGUUGACAAAACAUUUUGUGGAAGAACAGUUUUUACAGCCAGAGGUUAUGAUCAAGCCAGAUACACAACCAAAAAUAUAGAGGUCAAUGUUUACAUCUUAAUUGCACCGUGUGUCCAUGGCAACUGCCAUAAUAAAACAUCGACUGAAUGUAAUGACAUUGAACGAGCUUCCAGUUUUGAGAAAUAUUCUUGUAGAUGUAACCGUGGAUAUACUGAUGAGUGGUGUCAGACAGAUAUUAACGAGUGUGAUCCUAAUCCCUGUUCUGUGUUCUAUGAUUGUGAGGAUUUGAUUGGGUACCAGAAAUGUAACUUGAAUGUUGUCAAGACGAUCUUGUUGACUCUUGCAGUUUUACUGACUCUGGUUAUGUGUUUCAUGUUAAUCAGACGAUACUACAAGAAGAAAAGACCCAACAAAAUAGAUCCUGGAUCAAAUACAUGGAGUUUUGGAAGUGAGGUCCUUGGUCAGAAGAAAGGAAGAUUUAUUAGACCAUCAUCAGCAUGUUCAACUGAAGACCUUAUCCCCUCACCUAUUGUUAAAGAUAUUAAUGUGGGUAUUGGUAGAGAACUUAUUCCCCCAUGUACAGGUGAAAAUAGUAAUGUUGGCAUUGGUAGGGAUCAUAUUCCCCCAUGUACAGUUAGAGAAAUUAAUGUUGGCAUUGGUGAAUCAUUUGAUGAGAAAGCAGGCAUCAACACAAAAAACAGCCCUGAUACUGCAGACAGAAUUUUGUUGAUGCCUGAGAAAACCAUAGACAGAUUUACCAAAACACUGGAACCUAUUUCUGUAUUGACUUCAACAAUUGGUCAAAAGUCACCACACCACAAGCCGUUAAUAAUGAAGAAUGGUGAAAAAGAUAGGGACACACAACCAAACUAUGGAUUUUCCAGAUAUCUUGUUGACAGCAGUCGUAAGAAAUAUGGGCAAUUGGAUAUGCUUCCACCUCUUAAAGCUCCUUCAAAUAUGCAAACCAAGAGUGACCAAGCUACAGAAAUCAGUUUCAUGAAGGGAGACAAGGAACCGUCAGAUGGUAUCUAAUCGCUGAAAACUGACAUAAAGCUAAAAAAAUAUUCAAAUAGGAAAGAUACAGAAACUUGUAAUGUUUGUCCCAUUUAUUAUUUUCAUAAAGAAAUAAAGUAGAUUUAGAUGCAUUA
Mytilus californianus (California mussel) is the source of this 12017-nucleotide messenger RNA. RefSeq lists its product as uncharacterized. Bases 1 to 11901 code for a protein of 3966 amino acids. The transcript has 24 exons. Gene Ontology annotation, molecular function: protein binding. Lineage: Eukaryota; Metazoa; Mollusca; Bivalvia; Mytilida; Mytilidae. The record is from RefSeq and is a predicted model, not a curated record.